This is a messenger RNA of Quercus robur (English oak), 906 nucleotides long. RefSeq names its product G-type lectin S-receptor-like serine/threonine-protein kinase B120. Bases 1 to 906 code for a protein of 301 amino acids. The transcript is spliced from 5 exons. Gene Ontology annotation, biological process: protein phosphorylation. Gene Ontology annotation, molecular function: protein kinase activity; ATP binding. NCBI's taxonomy places the organism in Eukaryota, Viridiplantae, Streptophyta, Magnoliopsida, Fagales, Fagaceae. The record is from RefSeq and is a predicted model, not a curated record.
AUGGCCACCAACAUACACCUUGUCAAAUUUUUGUUCUUGCUCUUCUUUUCAUCCUUGAGGACCUUGACCUUGGGGACUCCUCAUAUCAGUGAUCUAACAGCAAAUAAUAUAGGCCAUACUCUCAAAUCAGGCAUUCGUAUUGCUAAUUACUCCGACCCGCUUACUUUUGACAACAACGCUGGAGCAUUGAAAAUCAGGCGCCAAGGCGGGAAUUCUAUAACGCUAUGGUCUUCGGCUCAACCUACCAAUAACACUGUUGCAACUUUAUUGGAUCCGGCAAUUUCAUCUUCAAUGAAGUAUUCAAAUAGAAGUAAGCUACUAGAUUGGAAGAAGCGUUUCAACAUAAUUGAAGGAAUUGCUCAAGGAAUGAUCUAUCUCCAUAAGUAUUCAAGAUUGAAAAUAAUUCAUAGAGAUUUAAAAACCAGUAACAUACUCCUUGAUGAAAGUAUGAGUCCAAAGAUUUCUGAUUUUGGCAUGCUCAUCAAUUCAUUUUCAUAUGAAAAUGUUUGUCUUCUAUUUUGGUGUAGUGGUUACAUGCCCCCUGAGUAUGCUAUGGAGGGUCUGUUCUCUAUAAAAUCUGAUGUCUAUAGCUUUGGGGUCUUAAUGCUUAAAAUUGUGUGUGGUAGAAAAAACAACAACUUCUAUGAUGCCGAUCAUGCACUCAAACUAGUAGGAUAUGCAUGGGAUUUAUGUCAAGAAGGUAAAGUGUUAGAGUUAGUUGAUCCAAAAAUAAGGGAUUCAUGUGUCGAAUAUCAAGUAUUAAGAUGCAUUCAUGUCAGUCUCAUAUGCGUGGAAGAUGCUACAAUGGAUUACCCUACCAUGUCAGAAAUAUUAUAUAUGUUGAAUAAUGAAAGUAUACAGUUACCUUUGCCUAAAAAACUGGCAUUUUCUAUUGGAAGGUGUUAA